CGCGUCGGUUGGCAGUCAAGUUUUGCGCGCUCUUUUUUUUGUACUUUUAAGCUCGCCACGCAUAAACAAUAAUAAAAUAAAAUGUAUUAACAAAUACCCGGAUUAAUAAACGAAAAAUGUAAUAACAGAAGAAGGAAGGUGGCAAGCUGGAAACCGAAAAGAACUUUGCAUUUACCAAACAACAUUAAUAACUAGACUAUAACGGGACACUGCCAAAAAGUAACGGAACUCAAACUAAAGCUAAAACCAACGGGAAGCAAACAAAAUCAAGAAGAGGCAUCUCUGAACAUAUCGAAACAAUCAAAAUAGAUAUCGAAUUAGGGAUCGAAUCAAAAAUUGAAAUAACUCAAAAAUGAACUCGAAACACAGUUCGCUGGAGGAGAAAGUGAAACUGCCGCCCACGGAGACAAUAAGCCGCUGCUACCAGCCGCAGCAGAGCAACCGCAAGGUCAUCCGCAUCCUGACCGUCGCCGUCUAUGUCCUCUGCGUUUCGCUGGCGGCCAUCAUGCUCUCCCUGUACUACAUCUUCAUCUGGGACCCCACCAUCCGGCCCUUCGUCACCAAGGCCACGCACUGCGAUAAAAUUGUGAUACCCGAAAAAAUAGCCAUUCGCCUCCUGAACUCAUCGGAAGUCACCGCGGAGCAGUUCUACAAGCACAUCCUCGAGCAGUACCGCAUCCUCAGCCACAUGCAGCAGCAACGCCAGCAGAUCCUGCAGCGCCAACAUCUCCAGCUGCAGCAGCUGGAGGCGAACAACCGCUUCCAGGAGGUCUUCGCCACGGCCACCAUCAUCCAGGCACAUCCGCACCCCCAUCCGCAUCCCAGGGAGCCGCCGAAGAAGCCGCUUUUGGGUCCGUACACCCCCGUACCCGGCAAUGUGAGUCAGGCGAUGGGUGGCGAUCAGCCGGGGCCAGGCAACUUGGACAUGGAUCCGGAUCCGGCUCCGGCUCACCUGCCCCUCCUCCUGGACACCUCACCGCCGGCCGAGCCCAACGGAAUGGGUCACCUGAAGCGGAAGACCCACCGGGGUCACUACAAACACCACAGGGCCAGGGCCGGGGGCCAGAAGAAGCUGUCCAUUGCCAACUCGAUUGCCAGCGCCAUGGCCAGCUCCACGCCGAGCACCACCAGCGGAGGAGGGGGAGACACCUCCUUGGCCAUGGCCACGGCGGCCACUCUGCCCCACGGCUAUAUGGACACACCACUGAACUCGGCGGCCGGGACCAUUGUGCAGCCACCGCAGCUGCAGCUGUACACCUCGAUGCCCAUUCCGCUGAUCCUGAGUCCCAGCGAGGAGAAGCGUCCCUCGCACCACGCCCACGGACAUGCGCACGGCGACAGGCGCAACGGGGCGCAGUCCGGCGGACGACGCAGGACCACGACGGCCUCGGUCUCCGGCUACGAGGCCCAGACCUACCUCAAUCCGUUCCUCACCGGCGAGCUGAUCUUCGAGAAGUAAGGCAGUGCACCCCGCAGAGCAGGCCGUGGAUGACUUUUUUUUUGUAAGCCAUAUGGAGGGACAUGCAGCCAAGAUCGGAUGUGGAGAUUAGCUCACAGAAAAGGGUAGACUAUUGCCCUCCAUACCUGAUCAUACCUAUAUCAAUGGAGAACUGUUUAGAAGGGCAUCACUACUCACAAUAACCCAGAUGGGCUCAGUACUGGCACGGGCCAAGCGGAUAUACUUCAAUACACUUGGUUAGGUUGUUGCAUACUCGCAUGGAUAUGGAAACUCUCGAAUUAGCAGCGCGGUAUUAAGCAUUUCAUAUUGAAAUUUACACAUGUAUCUCAUUUUGUACGUAGCAUAUGUUUGAAAUUGAACGUGUUUUUAGAUUUAUAGGGCGAACUUAGUAGCAGGAGUUUUUAUCGCUUGAGAUUUGACUUGUGGCGGUACUGAGCCAGAACUUGGUCUAUAUAUACAGAGCCCGGCCCGGCCACAUAUAGAGGUUAAUAGAUGUUACGUACUGCAAAAGGAUAGUUGAAACCAUAGCUAAACUAUAGUCGAUGUACCAGAACCACACAACCACUAAACACUCGAAAGGGGCACACACGCAUAAUACGGGACCCACUUCAGUAGAAAGUCACUCGAUAUCAGCGGUCACGGGUGACGAGUCACGCAGGACGAGUCACGAGUGACGGCUCGCGGAUCACACGGAUCACACGGAUCACACAGGCGGCUCACCUCACCAAGCUCAGCAGCAAACUCACCCCACCUAGGCCACUGCUUCCAGGCAGCUAGCGUACGCUACACCAACUACAAUAAUUAGCCAACCCUAGAGUAACCAGUUUACCAGUAACCACUCACCAGUAGCCCCUCCAAGGACCACACCCCUCGGACCGGGGAAGCGGAUAAUGUCACUACGAUUCAGCAUCGGAGCAAGUCACACCCACACCUCCAAGUCGCCGCACGCCAAGGGGUCUGUGUCACUGUCAACCCUCGGUUAUAUGGUAUAGGGCCCCCAACACAAACCCGAAAUAUCAUGUCAUAUGUGGAACAUUAGGCAAACUUUUUUGGAAACACUUUCAAAAAGUAAUUCUCUAAAUUACCAAGUCACUACAUCAGUGCUAAACAAAAGUUUCGCAAUGCAGAGCUGACGUAUUACCCAGGGGCACUUGCCGCGCCAGAUAACACCCGGCGUGCUCAACUUAGGAACCACUAAAUGGUUAUGUACGUGGGGCAUAUAACCGAUGUGUGACGUGACAUUGGCUCGGUCUGUUCACAUACCCAAACACUAAAGUACACUAAGCGAAAAAGCGGCAAAGUUGAAGGAACGUUGGGGAAAGCGAGAGAAGAGCAGGGGAGGGGAUAGAUAGAUAGAGAUACGGAGAAACUGCAUCUGCAUCCAAGGACACGAGAAUUGAAUUCACCAACAAUAACAUACGUAUAAACGAUAUGCAUACGACAUAGAAUUGAAUCUGUAACUGAUGGGCAUAUACCGCAUAUAUAUCUUAUGUACCGCAUAUAUCUUAUAUAUGUAUACCACGAAAAACAAAGUCAUUUUGGCAAUAAUAAAGCAUAGCAAACGAAAACGUGU
Drosophila biarmipes is the source of this 3032-nucleotide messenger RNA. RefSeq names its product mediator of RNA polymerase II transcription subunit 29 (gene inaF-D). NCBI's taxonomy places the organism in Eukaryota, Metazoa, Arthropoda, Insecta, Diptera, Drosophilidae. The record is from RefSeq and is a predicted model, not a curated record. Bases 353 to 1459 code for a protein of 368 amino acids. The transcript is spliced from 2 exons.